ACCAAGCGAUGGAUUGAAAAAAGAUGAUCCUUUUUCUGAUGUAAAUAGUGGUUUAGCAAAUGAUGAAGUGUUCGAUUUUGUUGAAGAUGUAGGAGCAAUGAAGAGUUCGGUUAUUGAACGAGCAUCCACAGAGGCUGCCACCAUGCGGGAAUUGCUGAAAGAGUUUAUAAGGCAAGAGAUCCAAUUUUCAUCUCAUAUUGACAAGCGAGAGCACAAUAAGGGGAUUGAAGAAGCACAUGAGAUGCAAUGUGUUAAAGGAACUAUGUCACUCUCUAAUUUGGAUGAGAACAAAUCAGAGAACGAUGGGCCAGAAAAUAGAAAAGAAGACAAACUGCAGCAUCUCAAUGAAUCUGAAAGUGAGCUGGAUACUCUGGAUAGCGCAUCUCUAAAAUUAUCAAAAGCGGAUCAGAUCAUUGAGAAAAUGUCCCGGCGACGAUUUUCAGAAGUACAAGAGAAACAAGAGAAGGAGGAUAGUAAUCUCAAGGAUUCCGUAUUUGAUGAGCCUCUCGUUCAGCCAAUGAGCGAUUUGCAAGGCCAAAACUCACUGGAUAUUGAAGAUGGUGAUAUUGUAUAUAAGCGCCUACAACGGGAUGAGACUCGUGAGAGCUCAGCCCAAAGCGAGUCUGUUAUAUUUGGAAAUGAUGAUGAAGGCAGGGCUAUGUCGAAUAAUCCGGAAAUUUCAAGAUCCCCGCUAUCUCGGCAUUAUACGAUUGCCGGUGACGAUCCAAAAACUAUUUUUAAGUCCGUGAUAAUUAACGAUUCAGUUAAAUAUAUUUACGAUGAAAAUGAGAGUACUAUCGAUGGCAACAGCUCCAAGGACAGCAGCAGUUUCUGUCUGGACGACGAAACGUCUGAAAACAUUCGCAAAAAGAUGAUGGCAUAUUCCUUGUCGGAAGCGGACUCCGAUUACUGUGACCCGAAUAAAAUCAUGAAGGACGACUUUCAUAUAGACACUGCAAUGACAGAUGCUAUGGACACAUCCACAGAAACCGAAUCGACAAUUGUUUCCGCUGCUGCUAAAAUACAGGCAGGCGCACGGGGAUUUCUAACAAGGCGACGAUUGCGACGGGCCAGUGCAGGGACUAAGUCGUCUACCCAGGAAACCAAAGCAUCUUUCGGGAAUGAUGCUAUAAGCGAAUCAUUGGAACGCUUUAUUGAAGAGGAAGCUGCUAAGAAAAUUCAAGCGGCAUAUCGAUUGCAUACUAAGAAGCCCAAACGCCAGGCACUGGGUCUUACCAAUGGCUCCAGUCUGGAAAGUACCUUGGCAGCCAAGCGGCAAAUGCUUCAGCGCGGAGACGCAUUGCAAAAUGAUUCGAAUUCUUCUCCAGAGAAUGAAAAUACCAAUUGCGUCUCCGGCGACCAGUCAAAAGUACCUAUUGAGACGAUUUCGUCGUCAAACAGAGGUAAGCUAUUACAUUAG
Molecule: messenger RNA, 1420 nt
Organism: Drosophila navojoa
Lineage: Eukaryota; Metazoa; Arthropoda; Insecta; Diptera; Drosophilidae
Molecular function (GO): protein binding
Source: RefSeq, a predicted model, not a curated record